AUGUCGCAAGCCAAGGCGAUGUACAAGGACGGGGCGGAGAAGCCAAAGAAGGCCCCUCCGGUUCCAAGGCCGAGCGCAAGCGUCCUCCUCCUCUCCCCCGACAACCAAGUCCUCCUCCUCCGCCGCGUCCGCACCUCAUCCUCCUUCCCCUCCGCCCACGUCUUCCCCGGCGGCAACGUCUCCGCCGCCCACGACGGCCUCGUCCCGGACCCCCUCCACCCUGACCGCCACCGCGACGGCCCCGCCUACCGCCUCGCCGCCAUCCGCGAAACCUUCGAGGAGAGCGGCAUUCUGCUCGCGCGCGAUCCCACCGGCCGCCUAAUCGAGGUGCCCGAGGCGGAGCGGGAGCAGGCGCGGAAAGACAUCUACGCCGGGAAGGUGAAGUUUGUGGACUGGGUGCGCGCGAAGGGCGGGGAGCCGGAUACGGAGGGGUUGGUGCCGUACACGCGAUGGGUGACGCCCACCGGUGUGCCGAAGCGGUUCACGACGCAGAUGUACCUGUAUUUCCUGCCGGUGGCGACGGCGGGGGCGGGGGGGAUCGGGCCGCUGGCGACGGAGAAGGACGUUGUGAUCCCGACGCCAACGCACGAUGGCGGGGUGGAGCACACGGCGGCGCGGUUCCUGGCGGCGGACAAAUGGCUCGCGAUGGCGGCGAGCGGAGAGAUCAUCGUGUUUCCGCCGCAGGUGUUUUUGCUGUUCCAUGUGGCGCGGUUUCUGGCGGGGCGGGGCGCCGAAGAAGGGAGGCGGCGAUUGGUGGAGUGGGUGGUGAGGGAGGGGGAUUUGGGGGUGGCGUGGAAGGAUAAGGUGAUCAGCCCGGAUCGGAUGGGUGGGGUGGUGGCGAAGGAUGGGAGGGCAGUGUUGUCGUUGGCGACGCCGGGGUUGGAGUUGAAAGGGAGUGAGAGGAAGGGGACGGCGGAGUGGGUGGUGUUCGUUGGGUUUAGUAAGGAGGGGCCGAGGAAGGUGGAGGUGAAGACGAAGGAGGAGGCGUUGAAGGAGAUUAAGGGGGAGUUGAAGCUAUGA
Molecule: messenger RNA, 1020 nt
Organism: Eremomyces bilateralis CBS 781.70
Lineage: Eukaryota; Fungi; Ascomycota; Dothideomycetes; Eremomycetales; Eremomycetaceae
Exons: 2
Coding region: 1-1020 (339 amino acids)
Cellular component (GO): mitochondrion
Molecular function (GO): hydrolase activity, acting on acid anhydrides, in phosphorus-containing anhydrides
Source: RefSeq, a predicted model, not a curated record